AGUGCACAGCUAGCUGCCGUGUACUCAAAUGCGACACGAAGUAACGACUGCAGUAAUUGGAGCAGUUGGGGUCCCUGCAUAUGGCCUGACGAUAAAAAAGCCGUGCCGUAUCUCCAACAGAUCACUCCCGUCUGUCAAAUGCACUGGUUCUACGUUUUUGUAAAGCGAUACAACACUGCGUUGAACAACUUUUACAACUAUAUGCAAUUCGUACUGCGUUCACCAAAACCAUGUGGGCUUUGUUCAUACAAACAAAGCUGUGGAUAUGGAGGCAGCAAGAAAUGCAACACCAGUCCUUUU
Messenger RNA from Ostertagia ostertagi, 300 nucleotides. The record is from the annotation of a GenBank genome assembly. NCBI's taxonomy places the organism in Eukaryota, Metazoa, Nematoda, Chromadorea, Rhabditida, Trichostrongylidae.